AUGCUACUCUCCCUCCUCCUCAGCCUCCUCGGCCUCACCAGCCUAGCUCUCUGCAUCCCCGCACUCCCCUCCCUCCCUCCCUCUUCCGCCGUCGCCAUCCCUUACAACCUCCCCAACAUCAACACCAACACGAACACCGCCCCCACCUCACAGCAACCCGGCUGGACCCAGCUCUGCACCGGCAACUCCCACGACGGCGUCUGCCUCUCCGUGCACUCGCUCGACAACACCUGCACCACGAUCGCCGCACCCGUCAAGUUCAACGUCUGGAGCAUCACGCAGCACAAAGGCGUGUUUUGCACGUACCACGAGAAAGACGACUGCAGUGACAAACACCGCUAUACGCUUGAUUCGUACAGCAUAGACAAGAGCAGUCAGUUAACCGACGCCCACAUCGCGACGAAGAUCGGGGCCGUGAGGUGCCACGAGAGCAAAGGCUUAACCGCAACUAAGGAGGAAUCCAAGCGCACCACCGCCCUCUCCCCCAACAUCCUCGCCAGCCCAGGCCGCCUAGUCCUCUGCCCAGACGCCGACUUCCGCGGGGAGUGCGUCGAGAUCAACGCGCUGAACAUCUGCGUGCAGCUGCGCGGCGCCAUCUGGAAGCACGUCUACUCGAUGAUCCAGUCCCCCGGCGCGGUGUGCUACUUUGUGGCUGACGAUGGGUGCAAUAUUACUAUGCCGGUGCUGAUUGUGGAUUCGAAGAAGAGUCAGGGGGAGGUGAAUACGGAGUUGAAGAUGGAUCGGGCGGAGCGGAUUACCGGGGUUAUGUGUGGGGGGAGGGCGUGA
Molecule: messenger RNA, 786 nt
Organism: Dothidotthia symphoricarpi CBS 119687
Lineage: Eukaryota; Fungi; Ascomycota; Dothideomycetes; Pleosporales; Dothidotthiaceae
Exons: 1
Coding region: 1-786 (261 amino acids)
Source: RefSeq, a predicted model, not a curated record